GCGCGGUUUGUCCUCCGGUCAAUUUUUCAUCAGUUUCAGUUUCGUGCAUCCAACAUGGCUGGUUGUGGAGAUCAUGAAGAUUCUAGAGAUUAUUUAGGCGGUGGAAGCCGUGGUGGUAGCAGAAAACCAUUGCCCACUGAACCACCGUAUACUGCCUACGUUGGGAAUUUACCGGAUGGUAUUAUCCAAAGAGAUAUCGAUAGAAUAUUUGAACAGCAACGUGUUAAGAAUGUACGAUUGGUCAAAGAUCGAGAAACUGAUAGAUUCAAAGGAUUUUGCUAUGUCGAAUUUGAAGAUCUUCGUGAUUUGGAAGAUGCUCUUGAGCUUAAUGGACGAGUAAAAGUUGAAUCAAAUAUUGUAAAAAUUGAUGUAGCUGAAGGAAAAAGAAAUGAUAGAGGUGGAGGAUUUGAUAGAAGACGAGGCGGUGGAAAUUCAGCUGGUUCUGGAGGUGGAGGGUUUGGAUAUAAUGACCGUAGACCACAGGGAAAUAGUGGUCCAGGUAGUAGACAAGGCCCUGGCGGAUAUGGUACUGAUGCGAGAGGUAAUCGAGGUAAUUAUGGUAAUUUUCAUGAAGAUGGUCCUGGACGAGAUUGGUCUUCUCGUGGCGGUAUUGGUGGUGGAAGCUCUAGUGGUGGUCCUCCUAGAUCAAAUUACGGAGCUGCCAGUGGCCCACGACGAGGAGGGAUGUCCGGCAAUGACCGUAGCAAAUCUUUCCAGGAUGACCCAUAUCUCAAAGGACCACCUCCAGACACGACUGGAAGAAAGAAACUGGUUUUACAGAAAAGAUCAGUUCCUGAUCCUGUAAAUGCAUUAGCUGAAUCAAGUAAAGGCAGCUCGAUUUAUGGAGGAGCAAAACCUCGUGAUGAAAAAGUAGAAGCAAGUGAAAAAUAA
Messenger RNA from Cotesia congregata, 891 nucleotides. The record is from the annotation of a GenBank genome assembly. NCBI's taxonomy places the organism in Eukaryota, Metazoa, Arthropoda, Insecta, Hymenoptera, Braconidae.